GUUCCAGAGAAUCCAACCUAGAGCAGCGAGUGAGGGACAACAGGAAGGAGGAGAGAGGAUGAGAUAAACCGCCCUCUCCUUCACUCCUCCACCACACGCUGCUGCUGCUGCAGGAAGCUGUCAGAGCCAAAAGAGAGAGAGUGUCUCAAUCCAGCAUCCGUGACUGGAGCAGAUACAGUAAAGAAAUAAGGAGGGAGGAGAGGGAAGCGCGCGGACUAACUCAAGUGUGAGGAGCCUUCCAGUACAGUAAGAUCAGGACUGGCGUGAUUAGAUAUGGGGUGUAGGCUCCCAAAGUUGCGCAAGACUGAAGAGAGGCACAGCCCAGGAAAUAUCUACUCCACCCUCCGACGUCCUCAGGUGGAGACUAAAAUUGGAGUGGCCUAUACCUACCACUUCCUGGAUUUCCUUUUGGGAAAAGAAGAGGUUCCGGUGUCAUCAGUCCUUUGUCUGUCCUCGGUCAGAGAGCUACCGGUUCAGGUCAGGGAGCUCUACACGCAGGGUUUUGUCCUGGUUGCUGUCCACCCCUUUGUUCACCCCUGUGGGCCUCGCCAAGCACACAUCCAGCGCCAGCUCCACCGGGCCGUACUGGUCCGAGAGACACCAAGUUCAGAGAAAAGCCAACUGAGAUGGGCAAGAAAUCGUCUGGAGACGGACGUGUGUGUGGCUGGUCACCAGGCUGCUGACCCAGAAGUGAUCCAGAGCUACGUCAAGAGGAUCCAGGAUGUAGCAGAGCAAGGUGUGAUGUUUGUGGGCUUUCUCCAGCAGCCGGGUGGAGGACCUUGCUUCUUAGGGAAUUGGGACCCCGAUGAGCUGUCGUCCUUACAUUCAAGCCCUUCUCCUAUACAUCGACACCCUUUCAGUGCCAACGCCAGCCCGACGGAUCCCACAGAACCUCAUCAAAAUGGCGCUGAAUGUGAUCUUUGCACCUCUGAGUUAGACCAUUGUGAUUUAGAAUGUAACACACAGGACCACAAUACUUUGGUCCAGAGAGAACCAGACUUCAGCCCCCUGAAACCUGCUCCGGGCAAAUCUAGUGAACAAGUUCUUACCUCACAGAUCGGCCUCAAAGAGUCAGCAAAUGAACCUCAAAAUCACAUCAAACCUGGUUUAGACACACUUCAAAGCUCAGCAGAUGCCCAUGGGAACGGGCUAGGCCUGUGCCCUCCAGAAACAGCAGGUGCAACAAGGCAGCAGGAGAGUGUUGUACCAGGAGCUAAACGAAACUUGAGUGGAUCCACUGAGAAGCAUUUUAGCCUUCCAGACCAGAGAGAAAGACGAGGUUCAAGCUCAGACAGCUGGCUCAGCUCUCCAGAACUGGAUCGUAACACUGAAAGGAAGUCUGCUCGUACACAUGGGCAAAGCAGAGUGACGACGCACAACAACAACCAUAUCAGGCUAAAGAGCUCUGAAAAAGACAACGGUGCGACCUCUCCACCGGCGCAGGCCGGGAUGCAGCUCUUUGCACUGUACAACCACACAGAGGAGCUGAACAGCUCUCUGAGGUUCUACUCACUCAGGGUGCCACUGCAAAUACAAAAGGAGGCAGGGCUAAUCACAGAAGUUGAUGCACACUGGCUCGACCACUUGACCCAGCAUUUCAACAGCGGAGCGCACCUCAUUGAUGGAUUUUUCCAUCUCGGAGAUGAUAACACUAAUGGGGUUUCAUCUGUGGAUAGUGUGUUCAUCCUCCAGACCUCCGCAGAGGAAACUGCAAACACUUCUUACGACGCUAUCGUAGUUGAACAGUGGACAGUUGUUGAUGGUGUUAUGGUAAAGACAGACUACAUCCCAUUGCUUCAGUCUUUAGCACCGUAUGGAUGGAGACUGAUGUGUGUGUUACCCACACCUAUUGUCAAGACAAACAGUGACGGGAGUUUGUCGACGAAGCAAAUUCUGUUUCUUCAGAGACCUGUUUUGCAGCGCAAGAGGAAAGACUUCAAGAUGCUGAACCUCAGGGGUCGCAGCAAGGCAAAGAAAAGUACUACUGGAGAAAUGCUAGAAGAGCGAGAAACCAGGUCCCCUUUGAUAGAGACAGAGAUGGACGGGUUAAGAAGCAACGCAAAAGAGGAGGAGGAGGAGGAGGCGGCAGCAGAUGGAGGGAAGAGCAGGGACAGCGGAAGGAGCAAAAGAGCGGUCCUGCAGAAAGGUGGAGAUGAAGGGGGAGAGGAUGCACCACAUCAAAAGGACUUCUCGUUCCUAUCCAAGAGAAGAGCUUCUCUUGAAGACCAGGAAGAGGAAACUGACAUUGACAUGAUGCCACUGUCCAAGCAGGAGAAGUCAGUAAGAUGGACAGAUUUCUAUCAGGAAGGUAAUGCUGGACCCAAGGAGGGAAUGAGGACGGAAGAGCGGAUCAGACAACAGCUCUUUUCUGGUGUUUGUUGAUAUAUUUGGCACCAAAACCUGGUUAGUCCAUUAUAUAAAAAAAAAAAAAAAAAAAAAAAAAGCGUUUCAACUUUUUAGUUCCUCUGCAGACAACCCAGAUAUAACCACUGUAUCCAUAUUGCGUUCUGUUGCUAACGCUUCUAUCUGCUCUGUUUAGGGCAUUAACACAAUGCCUUCAAGGUCGUAGCUCCUGUAAAUGGGAAAAGUGUUGUGCAGUAUUCUGCUUUGGGUUGGUGCUGCUAUGUGUCUUUAUAUGAAAUGAGACUGUACAACCUAGAGUUAGCCUCCAGUCCAAGCCUUAAGUAUUAUUCAUUCACACUGUUGUAUUUUACUACUUUCUUGUAAAAGGACUGUGAGUUUUGAUUUCAAUGGGCUCACUGUAUUUUUAUAUGUAAAAAAAUAUAUAAUUUAAGGGGAAAAACAAGUCUGCAGUACACUGCAUUAUGGCCCGACGUACAUAUUAGCUCAUGGUUUUGCUGCUGAGUGCUGAAUAGUAACAAGAAUGCAGUUCAGCAAUGUUGAAAAUAUCUAAAUCAUUUAUGUUGUUUUGAUUCCAGUUUGUCAGCCAGAGGGCGUUUACUUUAUAAUUCUCAGUGUUUUGCUCACAUAUCUCAGUCACAAUUGUUAAUAGUCUACCUUAUUUUAAAGGGAUUUGUUUAAAAAUAAUAGUACAUAAUAUUUCAUAAUCAGAUGGCAUAAAUUCUUACAGGUGCAGAAACUUAGAAAAGUCAUUGGAAUUUUUCAUAUUUCUCUAACAACAUGACCUAAAACGUCAGACUUUCUUGUCUGAAAAGUAGAUAAAGAAAACUCAAUUAAACAAAUAAAGGGAAAUAGAAUUUGCCACUUUUUACUGAGGAAAAUUUACUCGUAUAACUGGAUCACUGGGAAGCCAUUAGGGCCCAGAUGCAGCAAAACAGGUUCAAAUAUAUCACAUAUCGGAUGAGGUCUCAUUCAUCUACAAGGCCUAAUCACUUGUCCUGGUGAUCUUUAGCAAACUGCAUUAGUGUUCUUUAAGAGCAACACACCAACAUUAUCCAGUGUGAGUGACCUGGAGCUGCCGUACUCCUUACUCUUUGUCAGUCACUCCUGUGGAAAGUAACACUAGUGGGUGGGUUUGUAACCGUUUCCAGCCUGAUGAGCAUAAACAGUUGUUAUUCUUAAGUCCUUAGAAAUUCCUUUCUUCCUUUGUUUGUGCAAACGACAACAAAAGGGUAAUUAUUCACUUCCCUAAACACGAGCUGUGAAGAACAGACUUUGAUAGCUCUAUAAAUAAAAACAGGGAGCACGUACACACUCAACUUUUAACCAGAGUGUAAAUGUCAUUUAUUUUUUGUUUCCUUUUAUCUCGAGUUUGGACUUUUGUUGAAAUCUGAUGUUUAAUAUCAUAUUCAUGCAGAAAUAUAGAAAAUCUUUAACAGUUUAUGAAUCUUUUCCUGCAACUGUAACUAUCAGUAGCAAUCUCAGAUAAACGGCAAGAGUCGGGCUUUGAAGUGCACUCAAGUAUUGAGUUUUCUUUUUUAUUGUAAUAAGGUGUUCGUUCCAAUUUGUAAAAAAAAGAAAAGAAAUCAAAGCCUGGGUUAAACAAAUCAGCAGUCUACAUGGCUAGAAACUACCAGAGGCUGUUGACUGAUUUAUUUAUUUAUUUUUUUUGGUAAUUUGGGUAAACUGACCCUCGAAAAAGGUGUAAUUUAGAAAUCAGCUAUUUAUGAGUUAUUUCCUGGGCCACCUGUGUUGUGUAUAAGUAGUGUAACAUGUAG
This is a messenger RNA of Archocentrus centrarchus (flier cichlid), 4139 nucleotides long. RefSeq names its product raftlin, lipid raft linker 1a (gene rftn1a). The transcript has 11 exons. NCBI's taxonomy places the organism in Eukaryota, Metazoa, Chordata, Actinopteri, Cichliformes, Cichlidae. Bases 274 to 2382 code for a protein of 702 amino acids. The record is from RefSeq and is a predicted model, not a curated record.